Gossypium raimondii (Peruvian cotton) is the source of this 3453-nucleotide messenger RNA. Its product is annotated as pentatricopeptide repeat-containing protein At3g09060. The transcript has 2 exons. Gene Ontology annotation, molecular function: protein binding. The record is from RefSeq and is a predicted model, not a curated record. Bases 153 to 2240 code for a protein of 695 amino acids. NCBI's taxonomy places the organism in Eukaryota, Viridiplantae, Streptophyta, Magnoliopsida, Malvales, Malvaceae.
AAGCCCAAUCUAUCCCAAUUAUGACCCAAAUUUCCCUAUAUGAGUCCCAAUAUAGAACAUAAUUUCUGGUCGCCGUAAAUUCCUUCCUUUUUCUCAACAGCGUAAGCUUGAACAAUGCGACUACCAAUUUCCCAGAAACCACCCUAUUUUCCAUGACCAACUUCCCCCAAAACCUCUCACCAAAGCGGCUUCUCAAGCUUCUCAAGUCAGAAACAAACCCGUACUCUGCAUUGGCUCUCUUCGACUCAGCAACUGACCAUCCGGGUUACACCCACUCACCCGACGUUUUCCACCACAUCCUCCGUCGACUAAUCGACUCCCGUCUCGUUUCCCACGUCGCUAGGAUCGUUCAACUCAUUGAAAGCCAGAAAUGUAAUUGCCCAGAAGAUGUUGCUUUGACGGUAAUCAAAGCUUAUGCUAAAAACUCAAUGCCUGAUAAAGCAUUAGAUUCCUUCCAAAGAAUGAAACAGGUUUUCGGGUGUGAACCUGGUAUUCGGUCUUACAACACUUUGCUCAACGCUUUUGUUGAGUCGAAUCGUUGGGAUGAAGCUGAGUCGUUUUUUAAGUAUUUUGAAACGGUGAGUAUGGAGCCGAAUUUGCAAACCUAUAAUAUUUUGAUUAAGGUUGCUUGUAAAAAGAAGCAGUUUAAGCACGCGAAGGAGAUAUUGGAUUGUAUGUGGAAAACGGGUUUUCAACCAAAUGUGCAAAGCUAUGGGAGUUUGAUUAGUGGGUUUGUAAAAGGUGGGAACUUGGUUGUUGCUAUGGAAAUGUUCGACGAAAUGUUUGAGAGAAAAGUGAUCCCUGAUGUUAUGUGUUAUAAUAUAUUAAUUGAUGGGUUUUUCAAAAAUAGAGAUUUUGUGAAGGCAAAUGAGGUUUGGGAGAGAUUGUUGGAAGAUUCUUCGGCUUAUCCGAAUUCGGUUACUUAUAAUGUUAUGAUUAAUGGUUUGUGCAAAUGUGGAAAGUUUGAUGAGUGUUUGAGUAUAUGGGAAAGGAUGAAAAAGAAUGAAAGAGAGAAGGAUUUGUUUACUUAUAGUAGUAUGAUUCAUGGCUUAUGUGAGGCAGGGAAUAUUGAUGGUGCUGAGAGAGUUUAUAAAGACAUGGUUGAAAAUGGUGUAAUGAUUGAUGUGGUUACUUAUAAUGCAAUGCUUAAUGGGUACUGUAAAUCUAGGAAAAUUAAAGACAGUUUUGAGUUGUGGAAAUUGAUGAAGAAAGAGGGUUGUAUAAAUGUUGUUAGUUUUAAUAUAUUCAUUAGAGGGUUGUUGGAGAAUGGGAAGGUAGAUGAAGCUAUUUCUCUAUGGGGGAACUUGCCUCAAAGAGGUUGCUGUGCUGAUGCUUCAACUUAUGGAGUUUUGAUUCAUGGAUUGUGUAGAAAUGGAUACUUAAGAAAAGCUUUGGAUAUAUUGCAAGAGGGUGAACUUGGGGAAGGGAAAGUGGAUAGCUUUGGAUAUUCUUCAAUGAUUGAUGGGUUAGGCAAACAAGGGAGACUAGAUGAAGUAGCCGGUUUAAUUUGUCGAAUGGUCAAGUGUGGUCAUAAACUGAAUCCUUAUGUUUAUAAUCCCUUGAUUCAGGCUUUUAUCCAAGCAUCCAGACUUGAUGAUGCAGUUCGAUUUUUCAAGGGAGUGGACUCAAUGGGUUGUUCUCCUUCUGUUGUUUCAUAUAAUAUUCUCAUUUCGGGUUUAUGUAAAGCAGAUAGAUUUCGAGAGGCGUAUUCAAUCUUGAAGGAAAUGCUAGAGAAAGGGUGGAAACCAGACAUGAUUACUUACAGCUCAUUAAUGAAAGGUCUUUUCCGAGGAAAGAACGUUGAAAUGGCACUUGGGUUAUGGAACCAUGUGCUUGACAAAGCCUUAAAGCCUGAUGUAACUAUGCAUAAUAUCGUCAUUCAUGGUCUUUGCUCCGUUGGCAAAGUUGAGGAUGCUUUACAGCUCUAUUCAAAGAUGAGACAAAGGAACCGUGCUACUAACCUCGUAACCUAUAAUACUAUCAUGGAAGGGCUUUACAAAACUGGAGAAUACGAGAAGGCAUCGGAGAUCUGGACCCAAAUUUCAAGUGAUGGACUACAGCCAGAUAUUAUUUCUUAUAACAUUACUCUCAAGGGGCUUUGUUCUUGUGGUAAGAUAUUAGAUGCAAUUGGCUUUUUGGAUGAUGCUUUAGAGCGUGGAAUCCUCCCAACUAUCAUUACAUGGAACAUCCUAGUCAGGGCAGUGCUGACCACUGGCUUCAAGAUGGCUGUUUCGAUUUAGGAUUCACUUGCAGUUAAAUUCCCAUUUCUGGACUUUUGGCAGUUGAAACUAUGGUGCGCUCUUCACCAGAUCAAGAAUCCCAGGGACUAGUCUUUGAGUUGCAUACAUUAAAGAGAUCCUAAGUUCAUUUACAUGUUCCGGGACCAAGAAUUGCUAUCAUUGUCAUUCGUAAGACUUAUUGGACGUACAUGAGAGGAUGGCUUUUACAAUGAAAAUUCUCUUGAAGUGAUUGGAGAUAAACUGGGAAAACAAAGCAACUAAAAUAGCUCCAAGAACUGCAACUUUUCGCCAAUCCGAUCCAGUGACCAACGAGUCCGCAAUCCCAACAGCAAGCACCGUGAUUAAAGCAAGGUAAAGAUUCCUCCUUGCUUUAGACCCAACUUUUUCUUUAGUAACCUCCUUAACUUUCUCAGCUUCCUCCAUUGCUUUUGCUGUGUCUAUAGGCUUUUUCUCUGUCAAGUUCUUAAAGAACAAACCUUCAUUCCUUUCUUUCUCCAUUUGAUCUUCAAAUUCUGCUAAUUGAUCUUCAUUCAUCUCAAUCUCUUGCAUGUUCAAUUCUUGUGAUUCUUUAAAAGCUUGCAUUUGACUCUCAAUGUUCUCCAUUAUCUGCUUAACACAAACAAAAUGAGGUAAAAGUAUUAUAGAAGCCCCUGUACUAGAAUUCAGAUUACAUUUUGCCCCUUUUACUAAAAAAAUGGGCAAAUUAGUUUCUGUACAUUAAAUUAAAGAGCAAAAAGACCAGUUUUUAACAGUAAAAAAUGUAUAGAAUUUUUAACAGAAAGGCUAGUUUGCUUUUUGAUCUAACAUGUAGGGACUCAUUUACCCAUUUUUUUGAGUAGAGGGGGCAAAAUGCAAACUGAAUAGUACUUUUACCAUCAGAAUGAAUAACAACAUCACUCACAAGCAGAUUUACAUAUCAACCAGCUUUUUUAUAUAAACCCCUACCCUUUCACUAGCUUCUUCAAGUCCUUUAAGAGCAUCUUCACCAACUUUAUCAAACUCAGCAUUAGCUUCUUCAGCAAAUUGUGUGAGAUAAGCCGAUCUUUCGUCUAAAUAAUCCGUUAGACGAACCUUUUGAGCCUGCAACAUAGCUAUUUGAGCAAGCAGGUCUUGUUUUCGAGUGUCACCUUCCGGUUCGGGGUCAGAAUCCGACUCAGAAUCAUUCGAUUUGCUGAGACACAGUAUGGGGUUCUUUGUGUAUGUUGUAAUUCUU